This is a messenger RNA of Aspergillus nidulans FGSC A4, 5776 nucleotides long. Its product is annotated as protein dopA. The transcript has 5 exons. Gene Ontology annotation, biological process: Golgi to endosome transport. Bases 133 to 5709 code for a protein of 1858 amino acids. The record is from RefSeq and is a predicted model, not a curated record. Gene Ontology annotation, cellular component: cytosol; Golgi membrane. Lineage: Eukaryota; Fungi; Ascomycota; Eurotiomycetes; Eurotiales; Aspergillaceae.
UGGCUUCACCUGCCUUCAACUUGGCAUGCUGGUUUCUUGAGUGGUGUCUCUCUCUCUCCUUGGUCUAGAUGCUUGAACUAUGAUGCAGCUAGAUCUACCAGUUUCUGUGUCUAAUCAACCAACAAUUGCACCAUGAGCCUUGAUCCGAGCUCGUUCCCAAGGUCCAAUUCCCCCGCAAGCUCCGACAGCUCUCUAACGCGCUCCCGGCUACGGGGGAAAGAAGGGUCCCUGAAAAAGGACAAGAAUUACCGCCGAUAUGCUUCCAGCGUUGAACGUGCCCUGUCGCUCUUCGAUAACACUCUGCAGGAAUGGGCGGAUUAUAUCUCCUUCCUCAGCAGGCUUCUGAAAGCCCUUCAGACACAUCCUCCAGAUCAGCCUGUGGUUCCUCACAAGGUUCUUGUCGCCAAGCGGCUAUCUCAGUCCAUGAAUCCUUCCUUGCCAUCAGGGGUUCACCAGAAGGCGCUCGAAGUCUAUACUUACAUCUUCAACCUAAUCAAACCGGAAGGUCUUUCGCAUGACCUUCCUUUGUACUACCCUGGUAUUGCACCGACACUGACAUUCGCCUCUCUUACUGUUCGCCCAUUAUUUUUGUCUUUGGUAGAAACAUACGUUUGCGACCUGGAACCAUGGGCAAUCCGACCCGCGUUGAAGGCGAUCAUCUUAUCGCUAUUGCCCGGACUGGAAGAGGAAACGAGCGACGAUUUUGACUCUACACUUCGUUUGCUCAAUACCCUUCGUGAAAUAGCUAGUCGAAUGGAUACACAACGGCCAGGGGCGGAGACGAAUUCAAGCGGCCAAUAUUUCUGGCAAUGCUUUUUCCUUGCCUCAAUUACUAGCCCUAGCCGGCGGCUAGGAAUUCUGGCCUAUCUGAACCGUUAUCUUCCUAAGCUGGGCGUCACAGACCGGAGACCGAGUAGGCAUGAGGAAGUAGACGCUACGGCCAUGCCCCUUGAAAUGCAGGUGGCUGUGGACUCGGUCAUUCUACCCGAACCCGGAUUGUUGAUUCGAUGCUUCGCAACAGGUCUUACGGAUGAGCAAGUCUUGGUUCAGCGGAACUUCCUUGACCUUCUUGUAACGCAUCUCCCCUUGAGUUCGCCUAUUCUGCAAACCCGGAUAACCAAGGAUGACCUUCAACGACUCAUUGUUGCGGCAGCAGGUGUUGUUUCUCGUCGAGACAUGAGUUUGAAUAGAAGGCUUUGGGCUUGGCUUCUGGGCCCUGACCCUGUGGGUGACCGCGCCUCUUUUGAGGCUCGCCCCUCAAUUUCCAGCACAGCUUCAAAGACCGCCGCUGAAAGUGAAGAGCUCUCGCAAUCGCAGUACUUCAGUCGGUUCGGUUUGCAACCCUUGGCGAGUGGCCUACUGCAAUUGCUUAAAAGAGACACCGAACUCCCUUCAGAGAAGGCAAAGCCUUUCAGGAUAACACUUUCGCUCAUGGACAGGUGGGAAGUUGGCGGGCAUGUAGUACCUGCUGUCUUUCUGCCGUUCAUGCGGAGCGUUAAGGCUUAUAAGUUGGCAGCGCCUAAGGCCCAUUUUGAUGAGGUUUUUCGAAGUGCCACAUCUUUUUUCGAUGGAGUGGAAAGUGGCAUGAUAUUCUCCGAGCUCCUCAAUUUGAUAGAUUGGGACGCGAAGAGUCUGGCUAACGAUGCUCCCCGGAUACUGGACAACUUGAACUUGGCCCACUUUAUCCUGGAUCAUUUUAAUGUCCGCGAAGAAGACAUGGUUCUGAAUCAUGCCCCGUUACUGACCUUAGCCGCCCUGAUCAAGAUGAGCGAGCUAUCCUCGGAAGCUACUACUUCGGUAGCCCACGAUCAAUUACAAGCUGUAUCUAACGGAUUAUCAAAGGUGGUGACUUUGUUGACAGGGUUAUUGAUUGAUCGCGCUUUUCUCCGGAAGUCUGAUUCCAAGAACUCAGUAAAUGAACCGUCGAUGCUGCUUGACCGUCCAGGUUCUGCGAUCUUGAGACAAAUACAUCAGUUCUAUGAUCGAAGCAGAAACAGUCUCGACCUGCAGCCGCCUCCCUUUCCGCCUACAGACCUGGCGGAUUUGAUAAUCAAGAAUGUUUAUGAACAGGCCAUAUCCGCUGUCAAUGCGUGCAAUGACGCUAAAUCAAUACCAGAGAGACUCAAUCUUCUGAUCGUGGUAUUGAAAAAGCUUCCUAGAUCGCGCAUCUUGCGGGACAAAAGGCUCUAUGUAGCCAUCGGCAAACAUAUUCAAGCGUCCACAGUCGAGUUAUCAACAGCUUCAUUCUCACAUCUCUCUUCUAUGUCGACAACGAUAACAAGUCUCUAUUGUAUCCACAAAUUGGGCUACUAUAUCACUUAUGAGGAGGUCUCUGACUUAAUCCCACCACUCGUCAGACAGCUGUGGCAAUUCCUCUCACCACUGAGUCCUAAGUUUCAUGUGGAAGCCGUUCGCUGUUUAUGGAAUCUGCACUCAGUUUCGUGGUCGGACCACCUAGUUGAAUCGACCAUCACGUCCUUAAUGUUUACUCCACCUGCGCCAGGCUCAUACCAACUCUCUUCUGAGGAGGAGGCUGGUAGAUACUUCAUUCUCUGGAAUCACAGCCACCAUGGUACAUAUGAACUACCUCCGAAGAACCUGCAGGACUCGGCUCAAUCACAAGCCUCUUAUCAUUCUUCAAUGCUUGAACGGCCGCUUUUCACUGUCUUAGACUUAUUGUCCCAAGGGUCAACUCAACCAGCCCAGGUGGUUCAGUUGUGGCUCCAGGAUCUUCCGUCGGUAGCGAAGGUUUUUCGUAUAAUUAUUUCAAAGCUGGAGGGUGUCUUGCACCGGGGAAAUCAAUUAGGGACUUUUGAAGGAAAUACUGUUGUAUCCCCAGACGACUAUGCGGAGUGCAACUACCUUUUCGAGACGAUCCACAACGUUCUGGGGGCACUUAAUCAUAACGGAUGGGUUUCUCUUCUUACGCAAACGAUGGCGCAUAACAGCAGGCGGCACGACGCUUCUGCUUCAGAGGACAAUGCCGAAGCCCCAAGCCUCCACUCAGUUGUUUUUCAGGCUUCGCUGAAGAUUGUGAGUGGCUACAAGUCUGGUACUGCAACUGCGAACGCAGAGGAGGUCAAAUUGCAGCAGAUAUCUCUCCUAGUCAUGCGCCAACUUCUGCUGGGACCAGGUGUCGAGGAGCUAGUGGAAUCCGGAAUUGACUCACUUCUUGUCGACCGGCUUUAUUCUAUGCUUGACGAGGGUGGAGAUAUUGCAAUCCAAGCGGCAUUGAUCGAUACGCUCCUCGCUGUGCUAAAGGCUCGCUUUUCCCAAGCUUAUUUACCGCCGCCUCCUACAAAACCUAAGCACCAAAGAGGGGGCUCUCGCGAGAAAUUGACCAGUCCCUCUCUUCUCUCCUUCACAAGCGACAAGCCAGAGAAAUCAUCCGUGCUGCUGCCGUCCCCUGAGCCUCCUCAACGCCUGUUGGAUUGCCUGCUCAAAGGCCUCAGCUCUCCAAGAUCCAGGGCGAUAAUCGACAAAUGGAUCAUGCUGCUUUGUGAAAUACUCCCAAUCUAUUCUACGUGCAUCUUCCAAAUUCUGCUGACUUUGGUGGAUUGCCUGGGAAGGGAGAUUAGACAGUCAUACACGAAUCUCCAGUCCGCAUUCGAAAAGACAGAAGGUUGGCCCAAAGAUCGUCCCGAGCAGACCACUAUAUCCCUCCUGACUGGUUUUGAGACGUGUAUUGCAGCUGCUCAUGAGCGCCUUCUCAUGGAAGAAGUAAAUGCGCCGGCAGCCAAGAGUCCGGAUCAAACCCAUGGCUUCUUCGGGAAUAUGGUUUCGGGUGUCUUCGCGUCUGAUUCUAACCAUCCACGCUCUGCGGCGAUGAACAACAGACUUACUGUUCUAUUGUCGUUUCAAGACGCCGUACGUCUCUGUUUUUCUAUUUGGUCGUGGGGUGCUGCGGAACGAAGUAGCCUUCCCCAAGACACGGAGUCAAUAGCGUCGUUCCAAUAUACAUCACUGCGAAUGCGGAACAGAUCUCGCCGGAUUCUCGAGCAUUUGUUCACUGCCGAAGCAUUGGAGUGUCUAGAGACAAUGGUGGAUAUGUGGAUCAAGUCUGACAGGGAUACAUCGCCUCUGAUCUUUAAUCUCCUUCACACUUUGGACGGGUCUCGUCCGAAGAUUGCCAUUCCAGCUAUCUUCAAUGCUAUCUAUACACGAACAAAUCCUGCCGCGCUUGACCCCAGCCGCAAGUCGACGAUGACAACGGCCUUAACAGAGACUGAGUUAGCGGGAUUCCUGGUAACUUACGCUAGGUCUCUUGACGAUGAUGUCCUGGAUGAGAUAUGGAUAGACUGCACGACUUUCCUGCGAGAUGUACUAAGCAACCCUUUCCCUCACAGGCAGAUCCUCCCGCGGCUAGUUGAGUUUGCUGCCAUCUUGGGCGUAAAACUUGAGAACACGAACUUUGGCGAAGAUCGUCGGAUGAGAAAGGAGUUGGGGGAUGUGAUACUGCGCCUCCUCACCGCCAUCUUUACAAGUAAACCCAUGGGCUUUACGCAGGAACAAGGGCUUCUAGGUCGUGCCUCAUUAGACUAUGAUAGUUCAUCGAUCCAGCGCAUAGGGCCAGAUGAUAUGUUAAGUAUCCUUGUUGCGUCCAUGCCUGCGUUCUCGAUGACACUAGGGGACAUGGAUCGAAUCACUACGGCCGUGUCAAAUAUUUCUACCAAUAUUAUCGGGCCGUUCAUACGUGCCCGACUCUUUCCUAAUAAUCUUAACACCAGCUUUAUGGCUUUGAUGCAACAUAUCUCGAAAAUCCCCCAAGUGGCAAAGGUUUGGAAGAAGGAUGUGGCUGAUGCUUUCAAUGAUCCCCGGUUUUUCGGGUCGCAACUCGACCUGGUAAAGGGCGGCUGGAUGACUCUUUUGCGGCAAUGGGCCUUGGUUGACAAAGACCGACUGUCUGAGAUAAUGACUCGCCUAACCCCGCCGGCCACAGCUGGCAUAAUGUUCGGCGUUGGUGCAUCCGCAGCUCGUUUGGAUGCUGAUCGUAAAGCCCAACUAAAUCUUCGUCGGAUAAGUCUUUUGGUGUUAUCUACAGCUGAGGACUAUUUUAUCGCAGAGAUGCCGGCGCUACUGCAGAAGCUGGAGGAUCUUCUUGGAGCUACCGCUUCAUCAUCUCCAUCUUCCGCUACAAGAGCGGAAAUCUUCAUGGUCCUCCGAGCACUCAUACUGAAGAGCACAACAACCACGCUGAGCCCAUUCUGGCCGUUAAUAAACAGUGAGCUUCAAGAAGCUAUUUCAGCUAUCUCAUCUGGAAACCAGCAGGAGUUGUACAAUCCAUAUUCUUUGCUCCAGGCCUGCAAGCUUCUGGACACAUUGCUUGUUCUUGCGCCUGACGAUUUCCAAUUACUUGAAUGGCUCUAUGUUACUGAUACUGUCGACGCUAUAUACCCCCCAGAGCAAUUCGAACCCACGGCGCUCGCAGAUGAGGUAUCUCACAACUUAGGGGUCCGUUGGUCCACGUCAUCUGAUCCAACCCGAGAAUCGACCAAUCUCCACCAUGGCGUAAGGUAUCCAGGUCUGGCGGCGGACUGGAUACGUGAAACCGCCAAAGAUGAGAUUGUCGAUCGAGUUCUCCGGCCAUUCUUUGACCAACUCAGCAUCCAUGCGUUUGAGAGCACCUACAGCAUCAGCAAUCCGAACUUGGAAGCAUGCCGUGAUGAUCUGCUGGCAGAUUUGUUCAACGAAAGUACCAUGGCAAACUAGCCUUCUUCGGCAUAUCUUAUUUACGCUAUAUGUACUAUACGCUAGGAAUAAACACUAUACAUUCUUC